GUCCGCUUUUUUCCUUCACCAUUCCCAGUCAUAAAUUCUUUUCAGGUAUUAUUUGUCAAGCCGCCAAAGUGGAGAGUGUCGUCGCAACAGGGGGUCCUUCUCGUUUCAGCGAGUUCCUGGGGAAGACUCCAGGUUCUAGCGUUCAGAGAUGGGUACCUUCUCGCUGCACUAGACGAGAUGCAAUCCCCUCCAAAGACAACGGGCAAAAUGACGCAACCUUCAGGAAAGUGAGAGGCAUCCUUAAUAAGUUGACUCCGGAAAAGUUUGACAAACUAUGUCUGGAGCUCCUUCAUGUGGGCGUAGAAUCAAAAGUUAUCUUGAAGGGAACCAUCUUGUUGAUUGUUGACAAAGCCCUGGAAGAGCCCAAGUACAGCCAGUUAUACGCUCAGCUAUGUCGCCGCUUGUCUGAGGAUGCACCAAACUUUGAACCGCCAACAACAGAAAGUCAAGCAACACAAAAGCAGAAUACUACCUUCAGACGGCUUCUGAUUUCCAAGCUUCAAGAUGAGUUUGAGAACCGUGCCAGAAAUGUUGACCUCUUUGACAAAGAUGAUGCCCCACUCACCCCAGAGGAGGAGGAACAGCGUGCUAUUGCAAAGAUCAAGAUGCUGGGCAACAUCAAAUUCAUUGGUGAACUUGGCAAACUCAGCCUUAUCCACGAAUCAAUCCUUCACAAGUGUAUUAAAACGCUCUUGGAGAAGAAGAAAAGGGUUCAAUUUGUGGAUAUGGGGGAUGAUUUGGAAUGCCUCUGUCAGAUAAUGAAAACGGUGGGACCUAAGCUUGAUCAUGAAAAGGCCAGGUCCUUGAUGAAUCAGUACUUUAGCCGCAUGAAGUCCUUAAUAAACAACAAGGACCUGCCUGCGAGGAUUCGUUUCCUGCUGCAGAACACGGUGGAGAUGCGUGCAAACAACUGGAAAGCCCGCAAGGCUUAUGUUGACAACGGACCAAAGACGAUCAGCCAAGUUCGUCAGGAUGCAGUAAAGGAUUUGGGUGUGUUUAUUCCGCCUCCCAACGAUGCAAUGAGGAAUGACUACUUCAUGGACAGUUCCUCCUUCCUGCCAACAAGAAUCAAGUUUGACAGGGAAAUGCUCGGUGGGCUGGCUGAUAUGUUUGGACAAAUGCCUGGAAGUGGCAUUGGUACAGGUCCAGGAGUCAUUCAGGACCACUAUUCACCAACCAUGGGGCGUCACCGCACAAACCCACUCUUCAAUGGCCAUAUUGGAAAUGGCAACGCUUCACACCAACCUCAGUUUGAAGCAGGAAGCAAACCUUUCAUAAAAACAAAUCAGGGACAAAGUUCACCAGUUUUCAACCAUAAACAGAAUCACUCAGGUCCGAUGCAGUCUAAGGAUAUGUCCUCACGAUUCGUCAAGAAAGGAAAAGUUAAUGUUGAUGAGAUCAGUCUGAGGCCAGCGCAGUCUUUCAUCUUGAGCAAAAAACAAGUGCCAAAGCUGCAGCCACAGAUGAGUAUGAUCCCACCAAGUGCCCAAGGUUUAACACUGGGACAGUCUCCUCAGCUUGGCUUGAAGACCAAUCCUCUUCCUAUUCAGGAAAAACCAUCAAAGUCGGUUAAAAAAGCUCCACCUACAAAGGAAGAGUUGCACAAAAUGACAGAGACACUGCUAACAGACUACCUGAAUAACAAGAACACUGAAGAGGCAUUGAACGCUGUGAAGGACAUGAAGGCUCCCAAGUACUUUUUGUCCGAGAUGCUGAACAAGAUCAUAAUUCACUCUCUUGAUCGUUCGGAUGAGGAUAAAGAACACUCCAGCACCCUGAUCCAUGCACUCUGCACAGAGGGCCUCGUUCCUGGUGAAGACCUGAUGACGGCCUUUUUGAGUGUCCUGGAACAGUGUCCUAAGAUUGAAGAAGAAAUCCCAUUAGUGAAGUCUUACCUGGCACAGUUUGCAGCACGUGCCAUCAUUGCAGACUUGGUCAGCAUUGCAGACUUGGCCCAUCACCUGGAGAACGGUGCACACUUCCCACUCUUCUUGCUCUGCCUGCAGCAGAUGGUCAAACUGAAGGACCGCGAUUGGCUGGCCGACUUGUUCCAGCAAAGUAAAAUCAACAUGCAGAAGAUGCUGCCCGAAAUCGACCAGAACAAAGACAGGAUGCUGGAGAUCCUGGAGGGCAAAAGUCUCAGCUUCUUGUUCCCAUUGAUGAAACUGGAAAAAGAGCUGCUGAAGCAGAUCAAGGUGGAUCCCUCUCCACAGUCCAUCUACAAGUGGAUCAAGGACAACAUCUCCACUAAACUCCACACUGAUAAAGGCUUUGUCAACAUCCUUGUCACCAGUUUCUUGCAGUACAUCGCUUAUGAACUCAACCCCGAUGACGACGAAGAGCAGCUCGCUUCACCGAGUAAGGAGCAGCUGGACGAGGAGAAGCAGCUGAUGCUGUCCUUCAAGCCAGUGAUGCAGAAGUUCCUACACGAUCACGUCUACCUUCAGGUGGCUGCGCUCUACGCCCUGCAGGUCCACUGCAACACCAAAGGCUUCCCUAAAGGCAUGUUACUGCGCUACUUUGUGAACUUUUAUGACAUGGAGAUAAUUGAAGAGGAGGCCUUCCUGUCAUGGAAAGAAGAUAUCACCCAGGAGUAUCCGGGGAAGGGGAAAGCAUUAUUUCAGGUGAACCAGUGGUUGACUUGGCUGGAGACUGCAGAAGAGGAGGAGUCUGAGGAGGAAGAGUUCUGAGGAACAAGCCAGAGCCAUGUGUUAUCAGGAUGCAAUUUCUUUCUUUCCUUUUUGUGUCUGUGACCCUCUCUGUCUAAAGUUAACUCCCUCCCCACUUUUUUUACGUUUUUUUUCUUCAGCCACUGUUACAACUUGUUUCACCAUGAAAAGUUAGCCAGAUCAAGCCAGCUUCACCAUCUUGUAUUUAAUGGUUUUUCCUUUUCCCGUCUUUAUUUGAUGUCGUACAGUAGAUAUUUUAUACAUUUCAAUCAUCUUGGGUUAUGUUUUCUAAACAGUUGGGCGGUAUUUUGCAGGAACAUGUGCCAGCGCCGUAACCUGACCCAUUUUUAUCAGGAGUCACCAAGUGCUGCUGAAACUGUUUACAAAGAGAGAAGAGGCUCCAACAUACAGCAACGAGGCUUUUCCUCAGUGUUUUAUCAGCAUUUGUUAAAUCAGUUUUUAGACGCACUUUGCUCAACACCUUGAGUCGUUGCAAUAGUGAAACUACACUUUCCUUGAUUUGUUACGUCAACCCUGAGUUUUUAGAUCCCUUGGUAAUAAUGGUUUUCUUGUGCAUGAAAACAGACCAUUUUGUCUCCAUUCACAUCUCGACCAGGUUCCGACGACUCGGUCACGAUAAUGGCCCGUUUUAUUUGCACAGUGUGAUUUACGGUCUCCCACUAUAAGUUUAAAUGAAUCAAGAGUUUUUAUAAUGUCUGAAACUUUUGUGCUGUUAGGAAUGAAUCUGUGUGGCCUUUGCUUUUUUUAAUUUAUCAUUAAUAUGGAUAUACCUCUAAUGAAUCUCAGACUAUACUUGAACGGCUCGGUUUCAACACUGAGGCAGCCAAAGCUUAGUUUCCUGUGCUAGCUGUUCACCACCACAUGUGGAUAUUUUAAGUCUGUUUGCCAUAUUUGUCAAGUUUUUAAAUUGUCUUUUUAUCCUCACAAAAUUACAAAGAAUGUACUGUAUGUGUACACUUAGACAAUUUUGGAGUGACAACGAAACUUUGGGUGUACAACUACAGAUCAAGCUUGAAUAAAGUUUAACAGUUAAA
Messenger RNA from Solea solea (common sole), 3724 nucleotides. RefSeq names its product eukaryotic translation initiation factor 4, gamma 2a (gene eif4g2a). Bases 606 to 2690 code for a protein of 694 amino acids. Gene Ontology annotation, cellular component: eukaryotic translation initiation factor 4F complex. The record is from RefSeq and is a predicted model, not a curated record. The transcript is spliced from 19 exons. Lineage: Eukaryota; Metazoa; Chordata; Actinopteri; Pleuronectiformes; Soleidae. Gene Ontology annotation, molecular function: translation initiation factor activity; mRNA binding; protein binding.